This is a messenger RNA of Paecilomyces variotii, 1078 nucleotides long. Its product is annotated as ribosomal protein L14 domain-containing protein. Gene Ontology annotation, cellular component: cytosolic large ribosomal subunit; ribosome. The record is from RefSeq and is a predicted model, not a curated record. The transcript has 5 exons. NCBI's taxonomy places the organism in Eukaryota, Fungi, Ascomycota, Eurotiomycetes, Eurotiales, Thermoascaceae. Gene Ontology annotation, molecular function: large ribosomal subunit rRNA binding; structural constituent of ribosome. Gene Ontology annotation, biological process: translation. The coding region runs from base 186 to 608 and encodes 140 amino acids.
CUCCGCGGGAGCCAGUAAGAGCGGCUGCCAAGAUUUUGCACACUACCCACACUAAGCGAGAUCGAGCAGGCUGGAAAUUCAACCGGAGCGAAGAGUCCAACCUCGACGUCGCCAGUUCCCUCACGACCUUCCACCCUUCUUUCCCUUGCCAGUAUCCGAACCCGUUUGCGUGAUACCUAGCCAAAAUGUCUACCAAGAGAGGUCGUGGUGUUGCCGGCAACAAGCUGAAGAUGACUCUCGGUCUGCCUGUCGGCGCCGUGAUGAACUGCUGCGACAACUCCGGUGCCCGUAACCUGUACAUCAUCUCCGUCAAGGGUGUCGGUGCUCGCCUGAACCGUCUGCCCGCUGCCGGUGUUGGUGACAUGGUCAUGGCCACUGUCAAGAAGGGAAAGCCCGAGCUGCGAAAGAAGGUCAUGCCCGCCGUUGUCGUCCGUCAGAGCAAGCCCUGGAGACGAGCCGACGGUAUCUACCUCUACUUCGAGGACAACGCUGGUGUGAUCGUCAACGCCAAGGGUGAGAUGAAGGGUUCGGCCAUCACUGGCCCCGUCGGAAAGGAGGCCGCUGAGCUCUGGCCGCGUAUUGCCUCCAACUCCGGUGUUGUCAUGUAAAAAGGGAAAUCUGAAUAGGAAAGAAGAAAUGACGCGAUACCAGGUCGGAAUGGGGGAGUUGUCCACAUGAAUCUUCUUUUAGCCGAAUUCAUUUUCCUAUUACCAGUUAUUCCUCCUUUUCCCGCUCUCCCUCUUCUCCUAUCCUGGCAGAAAAAAAGCAGUGUCAAAAAAUUUCAAUACAUCCACCAAAAGAAAAGGAUCCAUACAUGUGCCUACGCUAGUUACGGAGCCAAUGCCAACUCGCAGACACCGAAGAUCGAGGUUAUUACCCGACUUUGGACCAGUCGAACAAGGGGGGAUUUGAGUGGAAGGGGACUCGAGUUAGCCCUUUUCUUCGUUGUCAAGGGAAGAAAGGACAGUCAUCAAUGAAAGAAAACCCUCCGUAAAAAGAUGCGUUUCAGUCUUAAUAUCUGUCUAACAUGCGUAGUUUCGUGAUAAGAGUUAACUACUCGAUACCAGCUGUAAAUGGA